Molecule: messenger RNA, 342 nt
Organism: Enterobius vermicularis (human pinworm)
Lineage: Eukaryota; Metazoa; Nematoda; Chromadorea; Rhabditida; Oxyuridae
Source: the annotation of a GenBank genome assembly
AUGGAAGGCAAACCCUCUACUAAUUACUUGCAAUGUACCGAAGAAAUCGAUCAUCGGAAAUCACCUGAAUUAUGGCCGGAACAAAUCCCUGGUGCUUGGGACGUAAGUAAAGCUAGCAUGUCAUAUACAGGCGACAAUAAACCGGUAACCAGAUUUCGAACUGAGCUUGAUCCCCAAGACGUUCGGCUUGUCAACGAGCUUGGGCAGUUGAAUGCGGAUCAGUUAAUGGAGUACGUUAAAAAUUUACAAAACAAUGCAUUUACACUUGGCCUUGAGGAAGCGAAACAGUUUUAUCGAGGAAAGUUCCUUCAGAUUUUUGAAAAACGCAGUGACGAAUCGUAA